AUCCAGCACUUGCCCAAGCCGCUCCUGCGACACCAUCCACGGGGCACACCAAUGGAGAAAGACAUAGGGCCUAGAAAAUCUGUGCCAGGUUGCUUUGGCUACCCGAUCAGCAUCUUCUUCAUAGUCAUCAAUGAAUUCUGUGAAAGAUUCUCCUAUUAUGGAAUGCGAGCUGUGCUUGUUCUCUAUUUCAAGUAUUUUCUCCACUGGAAUGAUGAUCUUUCAACAGCAAUUUACCAUACAUUUGUUGCCCUCUGCUAUUUAACACCUAUCCUUGGAGCACUCAUAGCGGACUCCUUUUUGGGAAAGUUCAAGACCAUUAUUUCCCUGUCUAUUGUUUACACAGUUGGGCAAGUAGUCUUGUCAAUAAGUUCUAUAAAUGAUUUGACAGAUGGCAACAGGGAUGGCAUCCCGGAUAACAUUGAGAUUCCCAUUGCUCUGUCUAUGAUUGGCUUGGUUCUUAUUGCUCUUGGAACUGGUGGCAUCAAGCCAUGUGUAGCUGCAUUUGGAGGAGAUCAGUUUGAAGAGCAUCAGGAAAAACAAAGAAGCACAUUUUUUUCUAUAUUUUACUUGUCUAUCAAUGCUGGAAGUCUUAUCUCCACAAUAAUCACCCCAAUUCUCAGAGGCGAAGAAUGUGGAAUCCAUGUCAAACAGAAAUGCUACCCUCUGGCAUUCGGUGUUCCCGCUGCACUAAUGGCAAUUGCCCUGAUUGUAUUCAUAGUUGGAAGUAGAAUGUACAAAAAAGUUAAACCUCAAGGCAACGUAAUGGUCCAAGUCGGCAAAUGCAUUACGUUUGCCAUCAGAAACAGAUUUACGCAUCGCAGCAAAGACUACCCCAAGAGAGAGCAUUGGCUGGACUGGGCUAGAGAGAAAUAUGCUAAACGGCUUAUCACUGAGAUCAAGAUGGUCCUCAGAGUGCUAUUCUUGUACAUUCCUCUUCCAAUGUUCUGGGCGCUCUUUGAUCAGCAGGGAUCCAGAUGGACACUGCAAGCUACAACAAUGGAUGGAGAUUUUGGUCCUAUUCAGAUUCAGCCGGACCAGAUGCAGACUGUUAACCCAAUCCUCAUUGUUAUAAUGGUCCCAGUUGUAGAUAUGGUGGUUUAUCCACUGAUUAAGAAAUGCCGCAUUAAUUUCACGCCUCUAAGGAAGAUGACAGUUGGCAUGCUUCUGGCUGCUUUGGCUUUCAUUAUUGCUGCUGUGGUGCAAGGGCAAAUAGACCAAACUCUCCCAAACUUUCCUGAACCAGGCCAGUCCCAAAUCAAAGUAAUAAAUUUGGGAAAUAGCAAUGCAACAAUUGAUUUUAACACUGAAACAUCUGUUGGUGUGGAAUCUUUGAAAUCAACAGACUACAAAUCUUUUGACACUGCACACUUACACAACAUCAGUAUAACAUAUGGAAGUAAAACUAUAAACAAAUCAUUUGAAUUUGUUGGAAAAGAACGUCACACCCUCGAAAUAACAAAUGUAGCUGAGAUCCGGGUUGAACUGCUUGUGGAUGGUCUCACAGUAAAACCAGAGCAAGGAAACAAUGAAAUCAGAUUUAUAAACAACAUGAAUUCAACCAUAAAUAUCACUAUGGACGGUACUGAAUUUGGAGAAGUGAAUUAUUUCUCUACCACCAAUUACUCGGCUUUCCAAAGAGGAGAAAAACAUAUUAGAGUUAUCACUGACAAUAUGAGUUGUGAAGCAACGUCUUUGGUAUUUGGGUAUGGUAGUGCGUAUACCAUCAUAGUAAAUGGGUGUAAUGGCACACAUUUGAGUAUCGAAUAUGUUGAAGAUAUUCAAGCCAACACUGUCAGUAUGGCUUGGCAAAUCCCUCAGUACUUCAUUAUUACUUGUGCUGAAGUUGUCUUCUCAGUCACUGGACUAUCAUUUUCAUAUGCACAGGCACCUGUCAAUAUGAAGUCUGUGUUGCAAGCUGGCUGGCUGUUGACCGUGGCUGUUGGCAAUAUAAUUGUUCUUAUUAUAGCUGGAGCUACAAAAAUUAGCGAACAGUGGGCAGAAUAUGUUCUGUUUGCGGGUUUGCUUAUUGCAGUGACCAUUAUUUUUGCCAUCAUGGCCUAUUUUUACACUUAUGUGGACCCAGCUGAAAUUGAAGCUCAGCUUAUAGAGGAAGAAAAACAGGAGGAGGAAAAGAAAGAACCUGCUUAUGAAAAUGGAUCGGUUGUACAGAGUCAGAUGUGAACUCGGAUUGAAGUCUGAACAAGAAUGUAAAUUGCCAGCCGGUUAACUGCAUUGCCAGGUUGAAAUCCAGAAGUGUCACACUGUCGCUGGACAUGCUGUUAUCACUAGAUGGGGAUGGAUAAAAAGCACAGUCAAAAUGCACACUCCCUUUGAAGGUGUAAGAGUUGGAAAUCAGCUCUUGGUGAUGAAAAUGAGAAACCCCAUAAUCUCAUUCGCAGCAGAAUUUGCACUUCUUCUUUAAGAAAAAAGGGAUCUGAAUCCAACUGCACUUGGCUACAUUGAAAAGACUUUCAAAGUAUUAUUUUUAUACAGUGCACCUUUUAAUUUUAUAUUGUGGAGUAUUAUCAGAUCAAGGUAUUUUCUCCCAUGCAAUAUACAGGCCCAAGGGUUUUUUUUUUAAACGCUGCCAUACAAAUAAUGAAUGUGUAAUAUAUGUAUGUUUUUUCCUGAAAAUACAUAUCUGAGCCUGCUAAAUGUCACCAUCCUGGUAUUAUACUAGAGAACUCUUUCUUCAGUCUUUGCCGAGGAGCUCUACUGUCAGGCAGUCAUUGUGGUAGAGGAGAAUAAAGAGGGAUUACAUUAUGAAGAAGCAAAGGUAAUUGAAAUAAAACUGGGAUUGUUAACAA
This is a messenger RNA of Eublepharis macularius, 2807 nucleotides long. It is a transcript of the gene SLC15A1, whose product is annotated as solute carrier family 15 member 1. Gene Ontology annotation, molecular function: dipeptide transmembrane transporter activity. The transcript has 23 exons. The record is from RefSeq and is a predicted model, not a curated record. NCBI's taxonomy places the organism in Eukaryota, Metazoa, Chordata, Lepidosauria, Squamata, Eublepharidae. Gene Ontology annotation, biological process: oligopeptide transport; transmembrane transport. Gene Ontology annotation, cellular component: membrane. The coding region runs from base 52 to 2181 and encodes 709 amino acids.